AUGUCAAUUCGGUUCAAAUUCAGGAGCUCGGUGAAUUUCGAUGCGUUGGAGAUCGGGGAACGUGCGUCGAUUCCCGUCGGGGAGCUUCGGGCGAAGAUUCUGAAGGGAAAAGGUUCUCAGCAGCAGCCGCAAGGGUUUGAUCUCGUGUUCUCCGAUGCGGAAUCUGGUUUAGAGUUUGAGGGCGAUGAUUGUCAAAUUCCAAGCGGAUCUAGCGUCAUUAUUAAGAGAGUUCCUGCUAGAACUAUGCCAUCGGCUGGGACACACGUUCAAGCUGUAAAGAAUGUUGAAAUAAAGCGGUCCUAUAAUCCAAAUCCAGACAAUGGACCAGCGGACGAAUUUGACGAUUUAGGUGCUGAUUUGUGUCCUAUGCCUGAUUCGAACUUUCCUGAGUUCAAUUUAGAUUUUGAUGACAAUGACCUCCUGGGUAAUGGAAUGGACCAGGUGGUGAGUUUAAGCAGGACAGAAUGUCAAAAGCAGGGCCCAAGUGAUCUCAGUCAAGAAACACCAAGAGGUUGUAAUCAAUCUGGAAAUGAGAGAAUUGCUGUGCCCAGAGUCGACCAACAGAUAAAGCCAAUAAAUCUGUCUGCCUCCAACUUCCCGGCUGUGCAAUGCACCAAUUUGCCAGCAGAAAUGAAGUGUCUUCUUUGCAACUCUUUCUUCAAGGAAGCAGUGAUGAUUCCUUGUUGCCAGCAUAGCUUUUGCCAAAACUGUAUCCGUCAAGUUCUUGUUGAGAAGAGGAGGUGCCCAAAGUGCUUUUCGAGCAAGUGCCGUGUAGAGGACCUACUACCAAAUUUGUCACUGCGUCAAGCUAUUGAGCAUUUUCUUGAAGCUGAGAUGCUCGAUGCUGGUGUAGAUAACGCCUUGCAGAAAUAUGCGCCAGAUGGUGAGUCUGGAAUUCAGGCUAGGGAGUUUUCAUGUGCGCCUUCAGUAGUUCAAAGGGAACUGGAAUUCCCACAGUCGUCUUCCGCAACUGGGAAAGGAUCCAAUCAAGUUUAUAAGGACGCAUAUUUUGAGCAGCAACAUCAAAGAAAUGUGCCAUUUGGCACCUCUGUUAGUAAGGACAUAAAACCUGCUUUUCCACCACAGAAAGUCAAUCAGAUAGAUGGUUUGAGUGGCUACCCUCGUCAUAAUGAUAUGCGAAGUGGGCCUGAAGAUUUUGCGCUGUCAGCAGACUUUCAGGGGGAAAAUCAACCAAUUAUUCCUCUAGCUAAUGUUCAUUUUGAAGCUGAUUAUAACACCAGGAGAAGAGGGGGGCGCUGGACUGAAUCUGGAGGUGGAGAGAGAAAUUUUAUGGGUCCUGGUGGACAUAGAAAGGGCACUCGCAAUUGCUACACAUGUGGUUCUCCUGACCACCUCAUGAGAGACUGCCCUAUAUCGCAUCCGAAUCCCAUGUUUCAGCCAGGAAAUGGAGCGUAUCAUGGGGGCAUGCAUGGCUUUGCACAGCCACCCUACUGGAAUGGCUCUUCAAUGCCACCCUUCAGGCCAUACGCCAACAUGUAUGGGAACCCUGCGAUGAUGUCGUUCAAUGCAUCCAUGGUUCCUGUUUCACCCUAUGCUGCACCUCCCUACUUUCCUUCCAUGGGCGGGAGCAUGCCUGGCCCUGGUGCAAACAUGAGAACGGGAAACAUGGGGCCUCCUAGACAUCCGGAGCACUUUGGGCUGCAACCUUGUGAGAAUAGUAGGAAGCAUCCAAAUGAAGAGUUUGAAAGAGAAACUCUAUCCGAGGAGGAGGACGAGUCCCCAGAACGCCACCGGCAUGUCACCCCAGAAAGGUCACACGAUCAAAGACCACGCAAAGAGGAGACCCGCUCGGAUGACAGCCUUGCCCGGAGGUCCGCAGGAAAAAAUCAGCAGGAUAAGUUUUUGCACGAGAAAGUUUCCCGCCCGUCCAACUCCAGUAGGGACAAGAGGACUUCCAUUGGGGAGAGGUCAAAUUCGGGCAAGGAGGAUGCUUCUAGAAGCUCCGAGGGCAGGAACAGGCACCAUCAUCACGGUGAGUCGAGGAGGCACCACGAGAGUGAGUCGAGUCAUGGUCAUUACUCGGCCCCAAAGGGUGUCAAAAGAAGGCCUGAUCCAGAUGUCAGGGGUUCUCAUCAUAGCCCUCCUGCUGAUCGGAGGAGGGAGUACAGAGAUCGUGAUUACUCCUCGAGGCAUGCUGGGAAGCACUCAAGGGAGGAAAGACGUGAGGAGAAUGGCCUGGAAAGGGACCGUGGGGAUGAGUAUCGCCACCAUAAGCGGAGAGCGCAUUAA
Striga hermonthica is the source of this 2250-nucleotide messenger RNA. Lineage: Eukaryota; Viridiplantae; Streptophyta; Magnoliopsida; Lamiales; Orobanchaceae. The record is from the annotation of a GenBank genome assembly.